Molecule: messenger RNA, 705 nt
Organism: Dentiscutata erythropus
Lineage: Eukaryota; Fungi; Glomeromycota; Glomeromycetes; Diversisporales; Gigasporaceae
Source: the annotation of a GenBank genome assembly
AUGGUAAUAUUAGAAAUUGGUCAACAUAUUAAAAAAGCUAGCACUAGAAUAGGUUACUAUAUAAAGAAAAAAUUUGAUAAAUACUGGAAUGUAAUUAUUGAUCAAGUCAUAAUUGCGCACGUACUUGAUCCAAGGUAUAAGUUGGAGCAUUUAAAAGUAACAUUGAUUGAAGUUGGUGGAUAUAAUGAAAAUGAAGUGGAAUUGUUUGUUAAUAACAUUCAGAAAAAGAUUAUUUUUUAUGGAAUGAAAUAUACAAAUACAGAACCUCCAAAUAUUGAAGUUUCUGAAGUUCCUGAAGUUUCUGAAAUCAUUAAUAUUAAUGAUAAGUCUACUUCUGAUUUUUUAUUUCCUAGGAAAAGAAUUUCAAAAAAAAGAAAAUACAAUAACAUAAUUAAACCUGAAUUAGAGUUAUAUAAAGACGAGUCUCUUGAAUUUACAAACAACAAUAAAAAGAAAGAAAAUAAUGUAAUAAUAUUUUGGGAAUCAUUAUCAAAAAGAUUUCCAACACUUGGUAAAAUGGCAUGCGAUUAUUUAAGCAUUAAACCUUUAAGUGUUUCUAGUGAAAGAGCAUUUUCAAGAGCUGGUUUUACGAUCACUAGUGACAGAGUGGCUAUUAGUGAAAAAACUGUUUCUAGUAUGAUACUUAUGUAUUCGUGGUUGAUAGAAGGCCAAAAUAAGUUUAGUUCUCUUAAAGAUCUUCCAUAA